AUGCAGAUGAGUGACAUAAAUGAAGUGUUCGACUUUUAUUCAAAGGAAGUGGCAAAAUAAUUAGACGAAAAAAAUCCUCAACCUCCCUUCAAUAGUAAUGAGUUGAGUUUGUUUCUCUAUUUCACAAGUUGUCUCAGAAACGAGGAUUAUGCUGAAUAGAUGAAGAGCCAUUCUGAAAGAUUUUAACAAAUUGCAUCCAAAAUCUUAUUAGAAAUUAACAGAUUAGACCCAGAGUAAUUUUGUGCCUUUGUUUGGGCUCUCUCUACGUAUUAGAUUGAGAUGGGGGAUUUGAACUUAAAUGACUCAAAACAAUUCAUCAUCAAAUAAUCAGCUGAAAUCAAUAUAGAAAAAAUACCACCUGAAACACUGCCAUCAUUAGCAUUCUCAUUAAAUCAUAUUCUGAAAGAGAAGAAUGAUCUAAUUUUGAAGAUCUCAAAACUAACCUAAUUAAACAUUACCAUAUAAACUCCUAGUAAUUUGAUUACACUAAUUAAGAGUUUGCCUGCGGGAUCAUUUACUAACUCAAAACUUAUAUUUGAAUAGCUCACUGAUUAAUUUUAGUAAGAUUUGUUGACCUAAGAUCAAUUCGUCAAUGUUUUAGUGGAAUUGUUGAGAAUUACCAAUCAUGAGAAUACAGAGUAUGUAAAAGAGAUGGUAGAUCUGCUCACAAAGAAGAUUGAGUCAACAUUAAAGCAUAAUUUAAAUAUUUCUAUGUAGAAGGUGAUUGAUUUGAUACUCUCUUGUUUACAAUUGGAAUAAGAGGAAGGUGAAUAAUUAGUUAAAUAAAUGUUAAGAAUUUGUCAUGCCAAAAGUGAGAAGUUGAAUAUCUCUGAAUACAUUUCAUUGUUUUUGGCUGUUGCUAAAAUUAAGAACAAGAAUUAUUAAAGCGUCAAUUUAGAAAAAACCAUAAAAAUACUGAUUGAAUUAGCAAACAGAUCUCAAGUAUUCACAUUAAAUGAUUUUGAAUAAAAAGAAUUGGUUUAAGUCAUAGUUGCAUCAGCAGCUCUUAGGAUAGACAAUAAAGACUUUAUCAGGAACAUUAUUACUAGAAUCGACCCGCUAUCAUUGCAUAAGCAAGACUUGAUAUUGCUAGCCAAGUCUUUUGUUAUUUAUGUUCGAUUAUUUGAGGUCGAAUUAUUAAAAAUACAUUCUAUCUGUGCAAAAAAGAAAUAUGAGUUUAGUGUGUUGGAAUAAGCUCAAUUAACUCAAACAUUUAACAGGAUCAAAGUUUUAAUUCCAGAUUCACCUUUUUUGUAAUGA
Messenger RNA from Paramecium tetraurelia, 1260 nucleotides. RefSeq lists its product as uncharacterized. The record is from RefSeq and is a predicted model, not a curated record. The transcript is spliced from 2 exons. Lineage: Eukaryota; Ciliophora; Oligohymenophorea; Peniculida; Parameciidae.